This is a messenger RNA of Physella acuta, 1201 nucleotides long. Its product is annotated as slit homolog 1 protein. NCBI's taxonomy places the organism in Eukaryota, Metazoa, Mollusca, Gastropoda, Physidae. Gene Ontology annotation, cellular component: extracellular matrix. The record is from RefSeq and is a predicted model, not a curated record.
CACACGUGAGUGGAUGAUCCACACGUGAGUGGAUGAGCCACACAUGGUAUAGUGUACUCACACACGAUCAGUCCUGACACAGUUGAUAGUUUCUGCUUCUAGUCGCUCGUCUUCCCUUUGUUAACUUCUUGUGGCUGUCAGCGUCAUGUUCAGUGUCAGAUCAACGUUGCGGAUAUUUCUCAAUUGUUUGGUCUUGGUCUGCGCAUGCGCCCAGCAAAUCCAGUGCCCGGCAAUGUGCAUUUGUACAGGUCGCAGGGCCUUGUGUGAUCACGUGAUCGAGUACGACUCCAUCUUAGGUCCGUUUCCAGACACGGUGGUGGAGGUGAAGAUAUCCAACAGCUACGUCAAAACCCUGGGGCCCAGCAUCACGGGACGGAACGUGGAGACGAUCUUGGUCGAUCAGUGUUCCUUCACCGUCGUCACCACCAACACUUUCACCGACCUCAGCAAACUCAGGUCUCUGCACAUCAUCAACUCUGAGAUAGGCCAUGUCAACUAUCUGGCUUUCAGAAACAUCUCUAGCCGAGCUGAUAUUCUCAUUAACAACACAAGUAUCGAGUCAGUUCAUGAACGCGCCUUCAACAACUGUUCUAAUCUUCAACAACUCAAAUUCGAACAUGUUUUUUUGAAUUAUAUGAACACUAAAGCCAUCAGCAACGUUCAAGUAAACAACAUCAUCUUUGAUAAUGUAGAUAUAGAUUUUUUAAAAAGAAAUUUCUUGAGCGAUAUUCCUGAGGUGAAAGGACUGACGAUCAAAGGCUCGACCUUCAGGACCAUAGAGGCAGACGCCUUUAGCGGUCUGGUUGCCGUGGAGCGAGUGCUCAUCAACAACAGCAGCUUCGUGGAUGUCCAGGGCGCCGCUCUCAUGUACCUACACCACGUCAGCCGGCUCUCGUUUCUCUUUCAGAGCUCCAACGUCAGCUGCAGCUGUAGGAGCCGGGACCUGUUUGUGUACGUCCACUUCUUCCCCGGCUCCGUGGCUCCCAGUGUCCAGUGCAAGUCAGAACAAAGCAGGGACUUCGAGGGGCCGCUUAACCAAAUCGACUUCCGGAGACUGUGUUCGAUUUCCGGCAAUAUUUCCAUGCCAUCUUUUGCAACGCCUAAACCUUCACAGAUAACACCAGGCCAAGUGGCUGCCACCACUAGACCGUCACCCACCCGCCCAUCUUGUCCGGCCGUCUGCCGCUGCUGCCGAGUGUAG